This is a messenger RNA of Funneliformis geosporum, 3261 nucleotides long. The record is from the annotation of a GenBank genome assembly. Lineage: Eukaryota; Fungi; Glomeromycota; Glomeromycetes; Glomerales; Glomeraceae.
AUGGAAAUUCAAACGUCAGAAACUAAAUAUCUUAACUUGACGAAUGAAAAAAGUAUCUUGUCCCUUAAAGUACCUGAAAAUGUAAUAUCUAAAUGGUUUGAAGGAAAGAGGCGUGAGCUCAAACUAUAUAUCGUCCUUGAUAUCUCAACUUCGAUGUCUGGAUCCGGGUUGAGUCAAGCCAAAGAAUCCAUUCUCAAUUUAAUGGAAUCAUUAUUUGAAAAUUGUAUACUUACCGAAGAGAAUAUCACAUGUUUUUUCUUUCAAUCAACUUGUCAAGUUAAGAGGUUUGCCGACGAUCGAAGCCUAUUAUGGAAAAAUGGUGCCAUUGAAAAGUUUUUUGAAAGUAUUAGAGCUUUUGGAGGAACGAAUUUUGAUCCUGUAUUUGAAAUGAUUGUUGAACAAAUGAAUGAUGUUAAUUCGGAUUUGGCCAUCAUCUUCUUUACUGAUGGACAAGGCCGUUAUUCUGACGAUUGCAAACAGAAACUUGAAGUCGCGUUAUCCCAGACCGGAUUCAAUACAGAAAUUCACACGAUUGGAUUCACCGGAAAUCAUGAUGCCGCUCUCCUUUCAUGGUUAACGAAACUUGGUACAAAGCAAGGAAACUUUCAAUAUGUGAAAUCUUCAGACGAAAUCAAAUCAACAAUGAAAAUUACGUUGGAGUUGUUGGAAUUAGGUGAUCGCACUCUUUAUAUGAAGUUGGGAGAACGUGAACUCUUGCCCAUCGGAUUUGAUAACGAAGGUCAUGGACAAUUGGUUCUCACGGGUGACGUCGCUAAAGUUGAAGGACAAAAGAUUUCGAUAUUCAAAGAUCAAGAGAGCAAUGAAAAAUUUGAUUUUGAAUCUACCCCAAUUCAAAUCCAACCCGAUGAUCAUAUGGCCACAUUGUUAACGAUUCCAUUUAUCCAAUUUGAAAUUACGCGUCUUUCAAACGAAAUAAUCAAUUGCACGAUUGUUAUUGAAGAGGAAAGACGCAAGCGUUUUAAGGAGAUUUUGGAGGAAGCAAACAAUUAUGAUGAACAAUUGAACAAUAUUUUAAAUACCGCUUUCAAAACAAAGUCUGCGACUCGAAAUGAAAUAAUUCAACAAUGCAUGGAUUCGAAGGGUACAAUUUUACAAUUUAAAGAUAUAUUAUCUGACGCUUUAAAAGGAACGUUAACAAACCAAAAGAUUGCUAGUUUUAACAAUUUGGCAUAUAAAUUUAUCACAAAGCAACGAUUAAAAAAGAAGCUCGAUGACCGUUCCGUCAAGAACAUCGAAAGAAUGGAGGAGGUUGAAAAGAAAAUUGAGGAAAUCGUUCGUACAUUGGACUUUGAUGAGUUAGAGAGCCAGGAGUCCGAAGAAAAUUUGUUAACUUAUACCUGCACGGUUACAACAGAUAAUUAUAUUGAAGCCAUGAAAGAGGGAGAGUGCAUAUGUUUAACCCUUGACGUCGAAAGAUCCGAAGCUGCUAUAGCGGAUCCAUCUCAAAUUACAAUUAAAAAAAUAAAUCAGACCCUUUUAAGUUCUGGUGCUUUCUUAGAUUCAAUUACAUUUGCCUUGGCUGAUAAAUAUGAUGCCCAAUCAGUUCAUGGUGGAUUUCAAAGAGGGACAUUUGGUGCUAGUAUUCUUCAAGGAUUAGCUCGCGAAAAUAUAACUGGGGUUCUUCCGUUAUACAUUAAUGACAAACAUUGGUCAAUUGCUCGGGAAAAAAUUAAGCCUAUUAUUGGAUAUUUGGUAACUCUCGAUAUUUUUGGUUACACGUAUAGUCAAAUCACCACAGUUCCAUUCUUGGUAUUGUUCAAAGCACUUGCCGACACUUCAACGGAGUUUAAGAGACGUCAAGCCAAAUGGGUUUUGGAAACUUGUGACGUGAUUUAUAAACAAUCCAAGAUUCUUCGCGAGGAUAACAAGAAACUCUUUGAAAACUACAUAAAGAUCCCAACAAACAGAACAAUUGAACAUGUGCCAAAUAAUUUAAUGUUCCUUGGACACCUGCUUUGUGCUUUGCGAUGUGGAGAUGUUGACGCAAAAGAUUUGCAAAAAUGGUUACAUGAAGGUUUAAUGAAGAUUUUGAUUGAAGAGUUCAUUCGUAGAAGACUGAACAAAUGGCAAGCGCUCGAAUCGGAGAUGGAAGACAUUUCCAAAGUCUUGGGAAUCAAUCAAAAUGUUUUUAUCGAUGAGCCUGUUAAAGAAUUUGAAAAGCAUUAUGUAGCAUUUGUUACGGCUAUUAUGUCUUCUGAUAAGAGUGCAAAUAUUAUUUAUGCGGACGCAUUUAGGAAAGCUCUUGGUGAUUCUGCUGAUUUAAAUGAAGUCAAUGUUGAUGUCGAAACAAUGGAUGAACCGAAAGUAGAGCUCAAAUCACCGACGGUCAAAACACUUCAAUACGAUCCUAAUACUUAUAAAAUUCCCGAUCAUGCUUUCAGUAUAAUCGCCAAAAUUAAAAAAUCUGUUUCUAGAUUCGUAGAGGUUAUGUUGCGAUUUAACAAAAUUUUUGAGACAAUAAUAGCAGAUCCUAAUACUAAUUCAUCAUUUUUGGAUAGUCCGGAAUUUGAAUUUGAAGAGGACAAAACACCCCUUACCGAUGCUUUCUUUGAUCAAUACAGUUCAAAAGUGAUACUGGCAACUUUCUUGCAAGCGUUCUUACAUCGACAAAAUUCAGUUAGACGUGAAGCCGUUGAGGCCGAUCCACCUAAAUAUUAUGAACCAUUCUCUGAAGAUACCGCAGAUGUACUGCUUGCUGCUCAUUUUAAUGAAUAUGUUUCUAAUGCUUUGAAAAAGAAAACCAAUGAUGUAAUAAAAUUGUAUACAAGUCAAAAAGAUGACAUUGUCGGUAGUUCUUUCUGGAAACUUGAUAAAAUCGAAGAAGCGGCAGGUCUCUUAUUAAUAGAAGUGAAAUUCAGAGGAAACAAGUUACAUGGGAAAAUACUUAAAUCGUUGCAAAAACCAAAUAUGUCUUUAGCCAAAGAAAAAAUUGAAAUGGUCAUGUCAGGAACAUGGCAAGGCGUUACUUUAUUUGCAGAUAAACCAAAGCACCCUGAGGAUCCUGUAAAAUUGGCCAAAUUUAUUGACAAUGCUCAUUGGUUCCCAAAUCGUCAGAAAGUAUACCGAAUGAUAACAGCGCACAAAUCAUAUAUUCCAGACAUUAACUAUUGGACUCGAGUAUUACCCCCGUAUAAAGAAUAUAUUGAGCAUCAAUUUGAUGAUGAGUACAUUAAAGCAAAGACAAUAGCGGGAAUUGAAGCAAAGAAAGCCAAAAAACUUAAUAAGCGAAAGCAAAAUUGA